CUUUUUAUCGUCACUAAAAGAAUUUCCAUUUUGCGCGUGAUAUUUUACCUUAACAUCGUUAGGUUUCUCUCUCUCUUUCUCCCUAACCAGAAGACCGUUCCUUCAUUAACCAAUGUUUGUUGCAUCAGUUCUGUGUCAAUCGGUUCUUCCUGUUUCAGCCUACCCAAAGCCCAAACCAUUGUUCUUCUCUUCGUCUAUUGAAUGGCCGCCUCCCUGUUUACGUACUCGUUCCCCAAUUCCAAUCCGAAGUUUUUCAGCCGCCAAAGCUCAGCAGCUUCCUCAAUUACACCCUCUAAAUCCAGAUCCUAGCAACGAGGAAUCGCAAGAAGGCGAUGAUGGUUUGGGUUGGUUGCCUGCUUUUCCUCAUGUUCUGGUGGCUUCCAUGUCCAAUUUCUUAUUUGGGUACCACAUAGGGGUUAUGAAUGGUCCAAUUGUGUCUAUUGCAAGGGAAUUAGGGUUUGAUGGAAACCCUUUUCUGGAAGGGCUUGUUGUUAGCAUAUUUAUAGCUGGUGCAUUUAUUGGAAGCAUAGCUUGUGGUUCACUGGUUGAUAGAAUUGGUUGUAGACGAACAUUUCAGCUUGAUACGAUUCCUCUCAUUGUUGGUGCACUUAUAAGUGCACAAGCUCACUCGUUGAAUGAGAUACUAUUUGGAAGGUUUCUUGUUGGUAUUGGCAUUGGUGUUAAUACAGUUCUUGUUCCUAUCUAUAUUUCCGAGGUUGCUCCAACAAAAUAUAGGGGUUCUCUUGGAGCCUUGUCUCAAAUUGGUACAUGUAUUGGGAUUAUUGCAUCACUUUUUCUUGGAAUUCCGUCGGAAAAUGAUCCCCAUUGGUGGAGAACGAUGCUUUAUAUUGCAAGUGUUCCAGGACUUGUUCUGUCCCUUGGGAUGCAGUUUUCUGUGGAUAGCCCUAGAUGGCUUUGCAAAGUAGGAAGGCUUGGUGAGGCUAAGGAAGUUGUUUAUAAUCUUUGGGGACCAUCAGAAGUUGAUAAAGCAAUUAUGGAAUUUCAGUCGGUCAUUGUAAAAGAUGGGGCUGAUGAUGAUUUUGAUAGCAAGUGGCUAGAACUUCUAGACAAGCCCAACUCGAGAGUUGCGUUUGUUGGAGGGACACUCUUCUUUCUUCAGCAGUUUGCUGGCAUUAACGGGGUUCUUUAUUUCUCAUCUUUGACUUUCCGAGAUGUUGGGAUUUCAAGUAGUGCCUUUGCUAGCCUUUGUGUUGGGAUCACCAAUUUUGCAGGAGCGCUUACAGCUUUGUACCUAAUGGAUAAACACGGUAGGCAAAGACUAUUGAUUUCGAGCUACAUAGGGAUGGCUGUGUCCAUGUUUCUUGUUGUUCUCUCGAUCAGCAGUCCGAUUGAUGUAGAGUUUGGUCACGAUUUAUCAAUUCUUGGAACUGUCAUGUACAUAUAUGCAUUUGCUAUUGGGGCUGGUCCGGUGACUGGUCUUGUUAUACCUGAGAUCAGCAGUAACAGGACAAGGGGAAAGAUCGUGGCUUUUAGUCUCUCUGUUCAUUGGGUAUGUAAUUUCUUGGUUGGUUUAUUCUUCCUUGAACUUGUGGAGAGGUUUGGCGUUGCUCCGGUUUAUGCAAGUUUUGGUGGAUUUUCGCUGUUAGCAGCCGCAUUUUCUUAUUAUUUCGUGUUUGAAACUAAAGGGCGAUCACUCGAGGAAAUUGAAAUAUCCUUGUAUGGUAACUCUUCUGGGAAAGAUGAGUGAACUACAAAUUCUGGCCCCCAUUUCUUGUUGGUUGGACUUGGAGCUAAAGAUCACAUUGGAAUAUUGUUAUGGAUUUAGUUUUUUUUUUUUAUGUAGUUUUUAAAAGCUUAAAAUUGUUAUUUAAAAUGUGAAAUAUAUAAUAAUAUUGUUAUUAGGUAGUAAUGGAUGUAUAUUUUAUUUAUUA
Molecule: messenger RNA, 1892 nt
Organism: Impatiens glandulifera
Lineage: Eukaryota; Viridiplantae; Streptophyta; Magnoliopsida; Ericales; Balsaminaceae
Product: probable plastidic glucose transporter 1
Exons: 12
Coding region: 113-1708 (531 amino acids)
Biological process (GO): monosaccharide transmembrane transport
Cellular component (GO): membrane
Molecular function (GO): hexose transmembrane transporter activity
Source: RefSeq, a predicted model, not a curated record